AUGCACACUCGGAUUACUGAGACUGAGUCUGGCAGGGUCAAAUUUCAAUCUCAGUACUCAAGGUUCAAGAAUAAGUUUGUAAAAGUUAGACAAUAUGUACCCAUUUGUCACUACUGUCAAACAAAAGGACACACCCGACCUGAAUGUUAUUUCUUCUACAGAGAUCAGAGGAAGGAGAAAUAUCAGAACAAGUCUAUUACUCCCUUCACAAGACAGGUUUGGGUGAGGAAAUCAGAAGUAAUAUGCUAUCCCACAAUCGUUCUGACCGCCUCUAUGACUGAAGCAAAAUGGUAUUUCGACAGUGGGUGUUCCAGACAUAUGACUGGGAAUGUCAAGUGUCUCAUGGCUGUUCAACCCAACAGUGGAUCAGUUACGUAUGGGGGCGGCCAAAAGGGAAGAUAG
Messenger RNA from Ipomoea nil (Japanese morning glory), 402 nucleotides. RefSeq lists its product as uncharacterized. The coding region runs from base 1 to 402 and encodes 133 amino acids. The record is from RefSeq and is a predicted model, not a curated record. The transcript has a single exon. Lineage: Eukaryota; Viridiplantae; Streptophyta; Magnoliopsida; Solanales; Convolvulaceae.